Closterium sp. Naga37s-1 is the source of this 597-nucleotide messenger RNA. Lineage: Eukaryota; Viridiplantae; Streptophyta; Zygnematophyceae; Desmidiales; Closteriaceae. The record is from the annotation of a GenBank genome assembly.
AUGCUAGCAGAGCACGAGGAGACCCGGAAGCACGAGUUCGAGAGCCAGCCGGGAGAGGUCAAAGAGGCCAUAGCCGCCGCAGGUGGCGGCUCGGCUGUCACCCCCGUCACCGCGCCGGGCGGCGGCGGCGGAGAGAAAGGCGGCGCGCCGGGCGCGUCGAGCGUGGAGGGCGCCUCGAUGGGGGAAGAGAAACCGUCCGCGACAGAGAAACGCGCGGAGGUGUCCAAGGGGGAAGAGGGCGCCGCGAGUCGCGAGACAACGAAGCAGGGCGACGACAUGCCGACGACGGCGGCGGGGAGCAUGGGCGGCGGCGUGGCGGCGCCUGAGGUGCCGAUUCGGAUGCGCGACGUGCUGCCUGAGGGCGAGGUCGAGGGAGGCGCACUGGACAUGCCCGUCACGAAGAUGGACGCCGCUGCGAAGCAGAGGGAGGAAUCCGCGCAGUUCGGAGGGCCUGUGAAGGGCGGCACAGCAGCGGCGAUGCAGUCAGCAGCGGACAAGAAUGUGCAGGCGGGGGUGGUGCCGCCCAUGGGUGCAGAGCUGGCCAGUGCGAAAGCUGCAGAGGCCACCGCACAGGGCCGCAAGUUUGGAGCGCCCUGA